AUGGGUUUCAGUUGCAAAACCCUGUUGUGUUUGGUUCCCAUACUUGUGCUUGUGUUGUUGCAAGGGGCAAGUGCCGGGCAAUAUUACCACAAUGCGACCGGGUUAGCAAGUCGAAAACAAAUGGGUGGCUGCAAUUUAUUUCAAGGCCAAUGGGUGUUUGAUCCUUCGUAUCCUUUCUACGACUCCUCAGGGUGUCCCUUCAUAGAUGCUGAAUUCGAUUGCCUUAAAUAUGGCCGACCAGACAAGCAGUACCUUAAGUACGCCUGGAAACCUGAUGGCUGCAGCUUGCCAAGAUUUGAUGGGGCGAGUUUUCUGGCAAAAUGGAGGGGGAAGAAGAUAAUGUUUGUGGGCGACUCACUGAGUUUGAACAUGUGGGAAUCUAUGGCCUGUAUGCUUCAUGCCUCUGUGCCUAACUCCAAGACCACAUUUGUCAGGAAAACCCCUUUGUCUUUUGUCAUCUUUGAGGACUAUGGGGUGACUGUGUAUUUGUAUCGAUCACCGUACUUGGUGGAUAUAGUUAAAGAGAAUGUUGGUGAUGUGCUUAAUCUAGGCUCCAUCAAUGGCGGCAAUGCAUGGAAAGGGAUGGACGUGUUGAUUUUCAACAGCUGGCAUUGGUGGACCCACAAGGGGAAAUCUCAAGGAUGGGAUUACAUUAGAGAUGGGUCUACACUAUACAAAGAUAUGGACCGUUUACAGGCAUUCAACAAAGGGCUUACAACUUGGGCUAAUUGGGUUGAUAGCAAUGUUGAUCCUACCAAGACAAAGGUCUUCUUCCAGGGCAUUUCACCCACCCACUACGAAGGUAGGGAGUGGAACCAACCGAAAAAGAACUGUAACGGUGAGCUAGAGCCGCUGUCCGGUCCGACGUACCCGGCAGGGGCUCCUCCAGCCGCUGCCAUCGUGAACAAAGUUUUAGGGUUGAUGAAGAAACCGGUUUUCUUGCUUGAUAUCACGACGCUGUCGCAGUUGAGAAAAGACGCUCAUCCCUCGACCUAUAACAGUGAUCAUUCGGGCAACGACUGCAGCCAUUGGUGUCUUCCGGGCUUGCCUGAUACAUGGAACCAGCUUCUAUAUGCAGCUCUGGUUAUGUGAAGGUGACACAUUGGGAAAACAAAGAAUUUACAUCUCUUUUUCUUCUUCAUACAAAAUUAAGUUGUACAAUAUUCAGGAAGAUGAUGAAAGUUAUAUCAUUAUAUGGGUGGGGGUGAUUAA
Molecule: messenger RNA, 1212 nt
Organism: Hibiscus syriacus
Lineage: Eukaryota; Viridiplantae; Streptophyta; Magnoliopsida; Malvales; Malvaceae
Product: protein trichome birefringence-like 37
Exons: 5
Coding region: 1-1092 (363 amino acids)
Cellular component (GO): Golgi apparatus
Molecular function (GO): O-acetyltransferase activity
Source: RefSeq, a predicted model, not a curated record